AAUUCCUCGUUCAGUCUGCCCCCGUCUCCCUCCCUCGUCCCGCCGCCAGGCCGCCCGCCGCCACCGAGCCGCCGCCCGCCAGGAAGCCCCUGCGCCGGCCGCCCUCCAGGCUCCAGAUCCCGCGCCCGCGCCUCUCCGGCUCUCCGCCACCCGCGUCGCCCGGCUCUCCUCUCCGCCACCAGCGCCGCCCGGCUCUCCUCUCCGCCACCAGCGCCGCCCGCCUCUCCUCUCCGCCAGCAGCAGGGAGCCAGAGACGCCCGACGGCCCGAGGCUCGACUCCGGCCAGUCUAUCAAGGUAUGGAGUUCUCAGUUUCUCCCUCCUUCUUGGUUCUCCCUCGGUCCCUCCUCCUUCUCUGUUUCGGUUCUCCCUCGGUCCCUCCUUCUUCUCUGUUCUUCAAGACUUCAAGUUCUCUGUUCUUGUACUGCAAUGGUUCAUGGAUUCGUCCGAGACGCCCGUGACUGAUGGCACCUCGGCAGCGGUAGAGACACAAGCAUCUCAAAGACUGCGAGCGAAAACUGAUCCAGCAUGGGGGCACGCCCAGGAAGUUGAAGUUGUUGUUGAGGGAACAAAGAAGAAGUGGAUUGGCUGCAUGUACAGCAAUGAGUUGUUCAAAGGUGGUGGUAUUCAUCGAUUGAAGCUUCAUUUGGCUGGAGAAAAGGGUAAUGUGAAGCAAUGCAAGAAAGUUAGUGCCGAGGUUAGAUAUGAAAUGCAACAAAGUAUGGAGGAUUUUGCAGGGAGGAAGAGGAAGGCUGAUGAAGAUGCAGCCCGUGUUAGAGCCAGUAUUGAAGGGGCUGAAGAUUCAACUCAAGUAGUUGCUGCUGCUCAACGAUCCACUCGAGCGAAAAAAGGCAAAGCUGUUGCUGCCUCAAGCAUGUCAACAACAAACCGUGCAGCAGACCGAUUCUUUUUAUCUAGAGGCCAACCAGGUGAUCAACAAACAAUGAAGAGUGUGCUGCAAUCUCAAGAAGCAUUAGACAGAGUUGAUCUCAUUAUCAGCAAAUGGUUUAUUGAUGCAUCUAUUCCUUUCAAUGCAACUACUUCUAGAUACUAUCAACCUAUGAUCAAUGCAAUUGCUGGUGUUGGUAUUGGUUAUAAAGGGCCAAGUAUGUGGAGAAUGCGCGGCCCUUUGCUAGCAAAGAAUGUUGAAGAAACAAAGAAGUUUGCGGAGAGCUACCGCAAAGCAUGGAAGGAGAGUGGCUGCAGUAUUAUGGCUGAUGGUUGGACUGAUAGAAAGAGAAGAACUCUCAUCAACUUCUUGGUGUAUUGUCCCAAAGGUACCAUUUUUCUGAAAUCUGUUGAUGCCACUGCUAGUUCCAAAACUGGAGAUUUCUUGUUCAAAUUAUUCAGCGAUGUUGUGCGCUUUGUUGGAGUAGAGAAUGUAGUCCAUUUUGUGACUGAUAAUGCCUCAAACAUGGUUCUAGCUGGAAAGAAAUUAGAGGAGGAGUUUCCUUAAAUUUAUUGGUCCCCUUGUGCUGCUCAUUGUUUGAAUUUGAUCUUGUCUGAUUUGGGAAAACUUGAAAUAGUGCAAUCAGCAGUAGCACAUGCAUCAAAAAUCACUAGAUACUUGUACAACCAUUGCAACCCACUUUUUCUUAUGAGGAAAUUCACUAAUGGAGAAGAGAUACUUCGUCCAGCACCAACUCGCUUUGCUACUAAUUUUGUUGCAUUGCAAAGUAUACUCAAGCAAAGAGAUGCUCUUCGUACCAUGGUUAUAUCAAAAGAGUGGAUAUCUGCCCCAUGUGCAAAAGAAUUAAAAGGAAGAAAGUUUGUUGACCUUGUAUUGGAUCAACAAUUUUGGAAAGAUUGUGCUUCCAUUUGUAACUUCUCUGAACCUUUAGUUCGUGUGCUAAGAAUUGUUGAUAGUGAUGAAAGGCCAGCCAUGGGAUACAUAUUUGGAGCAUUACAUUGUGCAGUAGAAGAGAUUGAAAGGAGGUUUAAGAAAAAUAAGAGAGCAAUCCAGCAACCUGUUCUUAAGGCUAUAGAGGAGAGGUAGGAUAAGCACCUAAAUAAAAAUCUGCAUGCAGCUGGCUUUUGGUUUAAUCCAAUAAACCAAUAUGAUGAAGAACUUAUGGAAAAAUAUAAUACCACUACUUCUGGUGUUAUAGAUGUUAUUGAGAGAUAUGCAGCAAAUGAUCCAGCUUUGCGCAAGGCUUUGACAGCAGAGAUGAAGCUUUUCAGAACUGCGGCUGGGGAUUUUGGUCGAGUGACAAAUCAAUGCUUCCUGAUGAAUGGUGGUUGACUUAUGGUUGUGGUGCUAAAAAUUUGCAAAAGCUUGCUAUUCGAGUCUUAAGCCAAACUUGUAGUGCUUCGGGCUGUGAAAGAAAUUGGAGUUUGUUUGAGCAUAUACAUUCCAAAAAGAGAAAUAGACUUGAGCAUCAAAGGAUGAAUGAUAUUGCUUAUGUUCAAUGCAACUUGAGGCUUCAACAAAAGACCCAAAUCUCUACAAGAAACUAUGACCCUAUUUUUUUGGAGGACAUUGGCAAGUUUGCCGAAGAUUGGAUUUUUGAAGAUGAUCCCCAAGUGCUAAAUGGGGAAGAAAUUGGUGUAUACCGGAAAAAUUUGGAAUCAGAUGACACAGAGAUACGCAAUUCCAUGGCCAUGAAUGAUGAGGCUCAAUGGAUUGAUGAAGACUAUGACAUUGAUGCUUCUCAAGAAACUGAUGAAGCAAACAUGCCAGCAGCUGACGAAGGCCAAAUUGGUGGAGUCCAAGAGCAAGAUAUUGGAGAUGGACGUGAUGAGGAUGAAGAUCGUGUUGGGAAUGUGACAGAUUGGACCUACCAAUUCCAAUAUCGCUGAGUUUGUUGCUUUGUUUCAUGAAGUCUCAGUUUGUUGCUUUGUUUAAUGAAGUCUCAGUUUAAUUAUUUAGCUAUUGGCCUAUGUGCCUGAUUGUUUGUUGCUUGCUGUCAUUGUGUGAGACAUUGAGUGCUUGCUGUUGCUGAGACAUUGAGACAUUGCUUGCUUGCUUGCUGUCAUUGUUUGAGAGUUGAGACUUGAGAGUUUGAGACUAUGUGGUUGGCUAUGUGCCUGUUUUCUUUUACUGGAAUUUAUUGUCAGCACUGUUAUUCAUA
Brachypodium distachyon (stiff brome) is the source of this 3069-nucleotide messenger RNA. RefSeq lists its product as uncharacterized. The record is from RefSeq and is a predicted model, not a curated record. Gene Ontology annotation, molecular function: DNA binding. The coding region runs from base 435 to 1454 and encodes 339 amino acids. The transcript is spliced from 4 exons. NCBI's taxonomy places the organism in Eukaryota, Viridiplantae, Streptophyta, Magnoliopsida, Poales, Poaceae.